GGCUGAUAAUAAACCUCUAAUUUCUAGUAUUGUCUAGAAUUUAAAUAUUCAUAGCACAAAGAGCAAAAAGAAUUUUCUUAAGCUGAAGAAGAAGUGGGUUGCUUGCUGGAGACGAGUAAGAGAGAGCGUGGAGAGAUGGCUUGCAUAUCAUAUCCUCCAUUUUCAUGUUCUUCAUCAUCCUCAGCACCCAAACCCAGUUCCCUUUCAUGGUCAGCUUCCUUUCCCAAGCUUCCCAUCUCCUUGUCUGUAAACAAUUGCAGCUCUGCUAGUUCUCUUUCCUCACUUAACAAGAAUUCUUUCAUUCAAGCUGCUUGGACCAGGAGAUCUCGGGGUGAGGCUGCAAAGAGGCCUAGUAGGAAAUCAUGGAAACAAAGAACAGAUAUGUACAUGAGGCCGUUUUUACUGGAUGUUUUCUUUUCAAAGCGAUUUGUACAUGCAAAAGUGAUGCACCGGGGAACCAGCAAAGUGAUAUCAGUUGCCAGUACAAAUGCCAAGGACCUCAGGUAUACAUUGCCAUCGCUAACCGAUGACAAUGCCUGUAAAGUUAUAGGCAACCUGAUUGCAGAAAGAUCCAUGGAAGCUGAUGUAUAUGCAAUGUCAUUUGAGCCGAAGAAGAACAAGAGAAUUGAGGGUAAGCUUGGGAUUGUCCUGGAUACCAUCAAAGAAAAUGGUAUCAUAUUUGUUUAGAACCUAUAACACUAUUCUUAAGCCUGAUUUCAUGUAGUUGUAACUUAUAAUUUGUUAGUAUUAGUUUUGUUUUGUAGUU
This is a messenger RNA of Ziziphus jujuba (common jujube), 766 nucleotides long. RefSeq lists its product as uncharacterized. The record is from RefSeq and is a predicted model, not a curated record. Gene Ontology annotation, biological process: translation. Gene Ontology annotation, cellular component: ribosome. NCBI's taxonomy places the organism in Eukaryota, Viridiplantae, Streptophyta, Magnoliopsida, Rosales, Rhamnaceae. The coding region runs from base 136 to 687 and encodes 183 amino acids. The transcript is spliced from 2 exons. Gene Ontology annotation, molecular function: 5S rRNA binding; structural constituent of ribosome.